AUGGGUGAUGAUGAAGAAACACUUAAUGAAAAUCAUGAAAGUAAACUUCAAAAAGCUUCAACAAGUGAGCCACAACCGCAACAACAUGGAAAUCAACAAGAGAAUGACAUUUCUGAAGCCACACAAUCAAAUCCUAAUGAGGUGGAUCUCAAGCAACUAGAAAGAGAUCCUGCUAAACGAAAACAAAUGCGAGAUUAUCCCGUUAAUUUAAGAGAAGAAGUAAGACGAACUUAUAUGACUUUAGGACCUUUCCAAAUACGUCUUAAAGAGUAUCAUGCUAAAGGUUCAAAGAAACACCCUCGUAGAUUCCAAUAUUCUUGGUUCAACACUUUCCCUAAUUGGUUAGAAUAUUCUCCAACAACGCACUCAUCUUAUUGUUUUAUUUGUUAUAUAUUUAAUGAUAAACCAAGUGUGUGUCAUGGUUAUGUCGCAUUUACUGUUCAAGGAUUUGGCAACUGGAAAAAAGUUAAUGAUGGGAAAAAUUGUGCAUUCUUGAAUCACAUUGGUUGUUCACAACAUAGAAAUGCAGUUGCAUUUGCUAAAAACUUGAUGAACCAAGAAGCACACAUUGAAAAUAUCAUAGUGAAGCAAAAUGAAGCGCAAAUAUUGAAGAAUCGUUUACGAUUAAAAGCUUCGAUUGAAACAGUUUCAUCUUAUAAUGAUGAAGUUGCAAAUGUUAUAUUAGAGAAAGCUCCUUAUAAUUCAAAGUAUACUUCUGGAGAAAUUCAAAAAGAAAUUCUUAGUAUUAUUGAAAAUAAAGUUCGAAAACAUAUUCGUAGUGAAGUGGGGGAUUCAUACGUUUGUGUCAUGGUUGAUGAGUCACGGGAUGAGUCUAAAAAAGAGCAAAUGACCAUAGUUUUGAGAUUUGUUGAUGAAGAAGGGAUCAUACGGGAAAGAUUCUUGGAUUUGGUUCAUGUCAAGGAUACCUUAUCAUUAACCUUGAAAACAAAUAUGUGGAGACAACUUUUACACUAUCAGUUUGAUGUUAGUAAAAUUCGUGGCCAAGGGUAUGAUGGUGCUAGUAAUAUGAGAGGGGAAUGGAACAGAUUAUGGGCACUUGUUCUUAAGGAUUGUCCUCAUGCGUAUUAUGUACACUGCUUUGGUCACAGAUUACAACUAGCACUGGUGGCUGCUUCAAGAGAAAUUAUUCCUGUGCACCAAUUUUUUUCAAACUUAGUUUUUACAAUUAAUGUGGUUUGUGCUUCUAGUAAGUGUCAUGAUGAGUUACAAAAGGAAAAGGCAACUGAGAUUGAACAUUUAUUGGAACUUGGUGAAAUUGAAUCAGGCAAAGGAUUGAAUCAAGUUGGGACAUUAACAAGAGCUGGUGAUACACGUUGGGGUUCUCAUGUUCGUUCUGUUUGUAGUUUGCUUAACAUGUUUGAUUGUACUCGUGUUGUGCUCCAAGGAAUAAUUGAUGACGUAUUUGCUACUUAUUCUCAAUGCGGAGAUGCUGAUGCAGCUUAUUGUUAUCUGAAAUCAUUUGAGUUUGUGUUUAUUCUUCACUUGAUGAAGGAACUAAUGGGAAAAACUGAUAUACUUUCUCAAGCUCUAAAAAAGAAAUCCCAAGAUAUUCUUAAUGCCAUGGAGUUAGUUUCAGCAUCAAAGGAAGGUCUAAAUGAUUUCAGAAACAAUGGGUGGGAUUCUUUACUUGCACAGAUACAAUUUUUUUUGUGA
Lactuca sativa (garden lettuce) is the source of this 1674-nucleotide messenger RNA. RefSeq lists its product as uncharacterized. The record is from RefSeq and is a predicted model, not a curated record. Lineage: Eukaryota; Viridiplantae; Streptophyta; Magnoliopsida; Asterales; Asteraceae.